This is a messenger RNA of Chironomus riparius, 2443 nucleotides long. The record is from the annotation of a GenBank genome assembly. NCBI's taxonomy places the organism in Eukaryota, Metazoa, Arthropoda, Insecta, Diptera, Chironomidae.
AAGAAAUCAAAAUUUAUUAUUUCUAUCCGCAGAUAAAACAUUUUCUAGAGAUUAAAAUCAACAGUUCUCACAUUUCAUUGGCUAAAAGCACCCAAACGCGAUCACAUAUUUUCUCCUAAUUUGAAUUUACACGCGGACAGGAGCAAUGUAGUCGUGAGAUUUACUGCGUAAUGUUUUGAAAGUCAUUUGAAGUAAAUUAAUUUAAAAUUGAUUGGCAACGUUCACAAAAAUUAAGUCAAAAUGAAGUUUGCGGAGCACCUAUCGACUCAUAUUACAUCUGAAUGGAGGAAGCAAUACAUUAAUUAUGAGGAAAUGAAGCAAAUGCUCUACAAUGCCAUAGAAGCAGCACCAAGUGCAGAAAUUGCUGAUCCAGAAGUCCUAACCCGUUACUUUGCUAAAUUUGAUGAACAAUUCUUCAACUAUUGUGACAGCGAAUUAACAAAAAUCAACACAUUUUAUUCAGAGAAGCUUGCUGAGGCAACAAGAAAGUAUGCUGGACUUAGAUCAGAACUGUCAGAAGCUCAGAAUGAAGGAAUUUCUAUGGAAAAGUUUCAAAAAGCUAGAAAAAAUAUUUUACAAAGGAAGAAAAAAGAUGUCCGGAAAAUCCAGGAACUAAAGCUUGCAUUUUCAGAAUUUUAUCUGUCCCUCGUCCUGCUGCAAAAUUAUCAAAAUCUCAACUUUACAGGCUUCCGAAAAAUCCUCAAAAAACAUGACAAACUUUUAAAUAUUGACUUUGGUGCUAAAUGGCGACAAGAUCAUGUGGAACUUGCCCAUUUCUAUACGAAUAAGGACAUUGAUCGACUUAUUACUGAAACUGAAAAUGUCGUGACUCUCGAAAUUGAAGCUGGUGAUCGACAAAAAGCAAUGAAACGCCUUCGAGUGCCUCCACUUGGUGAACAGCAGAGUCCAUGGACAACUUUUAAAGUUGGAUUAUUUUCAGGUGCAUUUGUAGUGCUCGUUGUGUCUGUUGCCAUUGCUGCUUUGUUUAAGAAACCACCAGAAGACACUUGGAGAUCUGCUUUGAGGCUUUAUCGUGCUCCUUUUCUAUUCAUUGAGUUUUUGUUCCUGUGGUCGUUGAAUGUCUAUGGAUGGAGAUCGUGUGGUGUUAAUCACGUCCUCAUUUUCGAAAUUAAUCCAAGAAGUCAUCUCUCCGAGCAGCACAUAAUGGAACUGGCUGCAGUAUUUGGUGUCUUAUGGUGCAUAUCUGUACUUUCAUUCAUGUUUAGUAGUGCACUGAGCAUUCCAGCAUAUGUCAAUCCAUUACUGCUUUACAUCUUUAUGGCAUUAUUUUUACUUAAUCCUACAAAGACAUUCAGGCAUGAGGCGAGAUUUUGGACUGUUAAAAUUCUUAGUCGAGUUAUUUGUGCGCCAUUUUUCUAUGUAAAUUUCGCUGAUUUCUGGAUUGCAGAUCAGUUAAACAGUAUUGUCCCAGCAUUUUUGGAUCUUCAGUAUUUCUUUUGCUUUUACACAACAAAUGGCGAUUGGUCGAAGGCUGAAAAUCCACAACAAUGUACAGAAUCUUACGUGGUUCGAACAAUUGUUGCAAUGUUGCCUGCAUAUUUCCGAAUGGCUCAGUGCUUGCGACGUUUUCGAGACACCAAGGAAGCUUUUCCUCAUUUGGCUAAUGCUGCUAAAUACGCGUCAUCAUUUUUCGUUGUAAUUUUCUCAUCAAUUACGAUGGCAACAACUGGAAGCUAUCCAAAGUCAACACAUAAUCCAUUCUUCUAUUUUUGGAUUGUAUCGGCAAUUGUAUCGUCAUGUUAUGCUUAUGGAUGGGAUGUUUAUAUGGAUUGGGGAUUGAUGUCAAUGGAGGGCGAAAAUAAAUUUUUGAGAGACGAGAUUGUUUAUUCCAACACGUGGUUCUACUACAUUGCAAUGGUUGAAGACUUUAUUCUCCGAUUUGGAUGGACCCUCUCGAUGUCCUUAAUAGAAAUGGGCUACAUUGACUCUGACAUAAUGCUUUCAAUAUUAGCUCCAUUAGAAGUCUUUCGAAGAUUCAUUUGGAACUACUUCCGACUAGAGAAUGAGCAUCUUAAUAAUUGUGGUAAUUUCCGUGCCGUCCGUGACAUUUCAAUUGCACCAAUUACAGGAGCAUCUGAUGAGGCAAUGAUUCUUCGAAUGAUGGACGAUGAUGAUGGAGUAACAAACAGAAGGAAUAAGAAGGGUGGCAAGAAGAAGGAUCAGCGAUUAAUGCUGAAUGGAAUUGCUGACUCGCAAGAUGAUCUCGAUAUGGAUAACAAUGUGGCGCCUAAAACAAUCAUUGUUACCUCAACAUAUAAGUUACUUACAGCACCAAUCGAUCACAUAAAAAUGCUUGACAAUUUGUAAAUGACCAAAUGAGCAAAAUGACAAUUGCUGUUCUGCCAUGCUUUAGCGUGGAUUUUUGAAUUUUUAUUUAAAUUGUAUUCAGCCUCUUUCAGGAUAUUAAAAAUAGAAAAUUUAA